UGCCCCCAGCCUCCGUCUCUCUCCGUGAACGACGUCUCUCCCGGGAACGCUUCAACGUGCUUACAUACAAGUGUGUGCUAAUAAUGUCUGGUGCUAGGAAAGUGAAAUACCGGGACGGCUUCAUGUCUGCAGGUCUUCUAUGUGUGGAGUAGUGGACGAUGGGUGGAUGGAUACUGGCCGAUACCUACAGAUUUCUUCAGUGUGGAUGUACCUGGUUUUUACUUCUUUUACUUUGUUAAAUACGUACCCUGUGGUGUGAUGUGAUUUAGGGAAACAAAUAUACAAUAGAUAUCUUACAGACAUGUUUGAACUGCUGAUUUAAAAAGUAUGAAUAUGAGAAGAAAUCCAAUCUGAGGUCGUUAUGUAAUUCCGCAGUUACUGCCAGCAAUUGUUUAGUUGCCGUUCCAGAUUCCCCUCACUGAAUGUGUUGCUGUAGAGGUUAACAUGGCCACGUUCAAUGUCAGUGUGUUUACCGAGAUUGUGGAGCUCCAGUUCUCGCCCUCGGAGGGGCCGUAUCAAAACAUCACCCAACCCCCACCACAACCCCCUGCCCCCAACAUGUGUGGCUUCAAACCACCGCAGGAGGAAUGGGAGAAGAUGGUGAGUUUUUACCUCAGUGGCGUGAUCACGACCAUCAUCAUCUGCUGUGGCCUUGUGGGUAACCUCCUGACGGUGAUCGUGCUGACGCGGCGGACGAUGCACACCUCCACCAACUGUUUCCUGACGGCACUGGCCAUCUGGGACUCGAUGGUGCUCACCGUGACGCUGUUUCUCAUCUGCCUGUAUGAGUUCUCCGACGGCUUCACGCGCACUGUGUGGCCGUACGUAGUGACAUUCGUGUACCCGUUCGGCCUGGUGGCGCAGACCUCCACCAUCUGGCUCACCGUGUCCUUCACGGUCGAGCGCUACAUCGCAGUUUGCCACCCGCUCAAGGCCGCGGUAAUGUGCACGAUACCGCGCGCCAGGAUAGUCAUAGUCUCUGUGACGGUCGUCUCGUUCAUCUACAACAUCCCGCGCUGGUUCGAGUACCGGCUGGUGGACUACGUGCACCAUGCCACCAACUCGUCGUGUGUGAUAUUCGUGCCCACCGACCUGGAGAAGUCGGCACUGUACAACAAGAUCUACUUCGGCUGGCUGUACUUCAUGGUGAUGUGCAUGAUUCCACUGUGCUCACUGGCCAUCCUCAACACGUUUCUCAUCCUGGCCGUCAAGCGGUCCAUCCGGCAGCGGCGAGACAUGAACGUGCGGCAAUCCCGCGAGAACAACGUCACCAUCAUGCUGACAUCAGUGGUGAUGCUCUUCAUCAUUUGCCAGGUCCCAGCGCUCGUCUACAACAUGGCCUAUGCCAUUGACACACAGUCCACGCACACGCACUUCGGAUGGAAACUCCUGUCCACCAUUCGCAACUUCCUCGUCAAUCUGAACAGUGGGAUUAACUUCAUUCUGUAUUGUGCACUGGGCCAGAAGUUCCGGCGCACGUUUGUGCGGACGUUCUGUGCGUGCAUUCAGGACAAAGACACGUUCCAGCACUCGUUCGACCACACCUACCACAAGAACACCAUCGUCCACGCCAAUGGCUCCACCAUAUAUAUGAAGAUGGUGCACAAGAAAAAGAAGAACGGCAUCAACAUUGCGGCCGCGGCCAGCAAGGACGAUGCGAACAAAUUGUUAAGGUACUCAAAGCAAACGUCUGUAGAGUCGGAGGGCUCUGACACACAGUACGCCAGUUUACCCUCUUUUCAAAGCAAUAAACCUCUACUGUCAAAACAUUAACAACAACUCUAUAAGUAUAUAAGGUUUGUUUCUUUAAAUAUUAUACCUAACAGGCCUCAAGUUUUCAGAAACUGUUCUUCAUGGUAUUGUAGUAGUGUGAAGUGCUCCUAUUGGCAGUAGCCAGCGGGAAUUUCCCUAUUAGCUCAGCUGGUAGAGAGCUGGACUCUCAUAUUAAGAGUCUGUGGUUCAAAUCUCCUCGUUGGAGGUUGAUUUUUAUAGGUUAUAAAAAAAAUUUGAAUGGAGAGAAAAAGUGCAGAUCUUUAUUAUUUAACAAUGAACAUGAUGUUACACUUUCAUAGAAAUAUGAAACACACAAUCAUUUUACACACCAUAUGAAUGGCAUUUAUUACCCAUAUGGUCUACAAUAAACGGUUACAUAAAUGCUGUAUUUUUCCCCAAGUAAUCUUUAUUGCCUGGGUCGUAACAAUACCUUGAAAACUGCUAUUGCACACUACUGACAUCACUAGUCGCUAUAGCAGCUGCAUGCUUGUAACAGUCGUGGUUUUUCAAAUUGACAUCAAUCCACGUCACUGUAUUUGACAUUGCUUGAUGUUAUUAAGGUCGAUUGUGAGGCAAUUACAAUCAUAUUUAACAUUUAUUCAAAAUCAUAGUUUGUGGAUAAUAAAUAAAUUAUAACAUUCGCAGGAGUGCCAUUCGAAAUUUAUGAAACAAGUUUAAUCCAAUAUAUCCACAUGCUAUUUCUGUAAACAGAAAUAUUUGCCAAUUUAACAUUAACAAAUAACAAUACAAGAAGCAGCUGAAACAAAAUAUUUAUUAGUGCAAAAUUAAAGUUAAUGGAAAGUUAAUGUUUGUUUAAUGAAACCACUAAAGCACAUUGAUUUAUUAAUCAUCAGCUAUUGGAUGUCAAACAGUUUAGUAAAUUAACAAACCUUCUUUUUCAAUUCUCUGUAUUGUAUACACAGAAUAAUUGAUGAAUGACCUUAUCACAACCAUUCAUUUAUUAUAUUGGUGUCUUGUCCUGUCAUUCAAGACAUGCUGAAUUUUCAUUGGUGUCUUGUUUUGUCAUUCAAGAUAUGCUGAAUUUUCAUUGGUGUUUUGUUCUGUCAUUCAAGAAACACUGAAAUUUAAUUGGUGUGUUGUCCUGUCAUUCAAAACAUGCUGCAUUUUCAUUGGUGUCUUGUUCUGUCAUUCAAGACAUGCCAGAUUUCUUUAGUUUUAUAAAUAACUUUCUAUUUUACUCAGUGAACUUGUGUUUACCUACCUGAAAACAGAAUCUUUGAAAUCUUCAGGUCUGAAGAUUAAUUGUUUUUAAAAAGCUUUAUCAUUUGAACUUUCAGUUUAUUAACUGUCGUCAUUAAUAUGAUUUAUUUAACUACAGGUUGCUCAAUUUGAAUGUGCCAAUUCUUUAAAGAAACACAAACAAUUCACUUCACAAAAUACUAUUUUAGUAAUAAAAAUUGAAUGGACUGAUUAUAUGUGUAAGUAUAUAUAUCAGCUAGUUUUGCAGUGAGUGUUAGGAUGAUUGCAUGUAAACUUGGCAGAUAAUGUAGAUCGUGUAUGAAUGGAAUGUAGGAUUAGAAACAUGAUUAUACAGAGUAUUUUUGUGUAUCACUCGCUAAUAUGACUUUUAACAUGAUGCUACUUAAAGAUUAUAAUAAUAUAGAGAUUUUGGCUUGGGAUGCUAAUUUCCACGCAACAGAUGUGGUUUUGUCAUAUUCUACGUUUGCAGGAGACCAAAACAGAUCUAACAGGUCUAUAACAGCAUACAUAUGUAACAAUCACACAUUUUCAUAAGUAAUCAAAUUAAUAUAUUAUGAAGUAAUCACAUAUCAUAUUAACUUUAUGAAUCUUCUGCUUAUACCCAUUUUCCAAUGUUACAAAGGCAUACAUGUAUAUGACACGUGGGUUUCUUAACGAUAGAUGUCGUUUUGAAAUAGCUGUGCAAUGUCUGCAUACAAUGCACAUUUGGUGGGUUGUGUGCCUUUAACCAAGACCUAGUUUAGCACAGGGACUGACGACGGUCAGAAAAACUACAUUCCAAAUAUAAAUAACGUUUGUUGUUGUUGUUGUUGUUGCUCAUGUUAUUGUUGAAAAUAUUUUGUAGAUAUGCUUUAUUAUGUUUACUUACUUGAAAUGAAUUAAAUUAUCUACCAAGUUAGUGAAAUAAAAAUUAAAGGCAC
Gigantopelta aegis is the source of this 3914-nucleotide messenger RNA. Its product is annotated as FMRFamide receptor-like. NCBI's taxonomy places the organism in Eukaryota, Metazoa, Mollusca, Gastropoda, Neomphalida, Peltospiridae. The record is from RefSeq and is a predicted model, not a curated record. Gene Ontology annotation, molecular function: G protein-coupled receptor activity. Bases 445 to 1773 code for a protein of 442 amino acids. Gene Ontology annotation, biological process: G protein-coupled receptor signaling pathway. Gene Ontology annotation, cellular component: membrane. The transcript has 2 exons.